AUCCCAGGGAAGAGGAGGUGGAGGUGGCGGCCGUGGAGGCGGAGGAGGAGGAGGAAGAGGAGGGGGGCGGGGAGCAGGGAGGCUGAGCUGCGUUCGCCACCAACAUGCCCUUUGAUUUCAGGAGGCUUGACAUCUACAGGAAGGUGCCAAAAGACCUUACGCAGCCAACUUUUACAGGAGCAAUUAUUUCUGUCUGCUGCUGUUUCUUCAUAUUGUUUCUCUUCCUGUCUGAGCUUACUGGAUUCAUAGCCACUGAAAUCGUUAACGAGCUCUACGUGGAUGAUCCAGACAAAACGAGUGGUGGUAAAAUAGAAGUAAAUUUGAACAUCAGUUUGCCGAAUCUGCACUGUGAAUUGAUUGGUCUGGAUAUCCAAGAUGAAAUGGGAAGACAUGAAGUUGGCCACAUUGACAAAUCGAUGAAAAUUCCUCUGAAUAAUGGGGAUGGGUGCAGAUUCGAGGGCCAUUUUAGCAUUAACAAGGUUCCAGGUAAUUUUCACGUAUCGACACACAGUGCCACUGCACAGCCUCAGAAUCCUGACAUGACACACGUCAUCCACAAACUAACCUUUGGUGACAAGUUGCAGGUCCAGAACAUUCAUGGAGCAUUCAAUGCGUUGGAGGGAGCAGACAAGCUCAGCUCAAACCCCCUUGCAUCCUAUGAUUAUAUAUUGAAAAUUGUUCCCACGGUGUAUGAAGACAUGAGUGGCAAGCAACGGUACUCAUAUCAGUAUACUGUAGCCAGUAAGGAGUACGUAGCAUACAGCCAUACAGGCCGCAUCAUUCCAGCCAUCUGGUUUCGCUAUGACCUGAGUCCUAUCACAGUGAAAUACACAGAAAGGCGACAGCCCUUGUACAGGUUCAUCACAACAAUUUGUGCCAUCGUUGGAGGAACCUUCACAGUGGCUGGGAUUCUUGAUUCCUGUAUUUUCACUGCCUCUGAAGCCUGGAAGAAGAUCCAGCUAGGGAAGAUGCAGUAACAAAGCAACUCUCCUCCAGGUCCUGUGAGAAGAAGCAAAGAAUAAAAACGUCACUGCUAUCCAUUUUCUUCCUUUGUAUCGUUUUCCAUUGGUACAUGCCACUUUAAUUAGUUAAUUGAAGACUUUGUAAAAGAGCAAACAAAACUAGUAGAGCAAUCCUAACAAGGGGCUGGGGAGGUAUGGAGCAGAGGACCCACCCGGUGUUACAUCCAAAGAUCUACCAGCCCUGAAACACACCUUUGGGGCUUUCUAUGCCCUACUGCAAUCGAAAGUACUGUCAGUGGGAGAUGACCAUCUGCCUGGCAUAGCUUGGAACUCAGCUAUGGCAGAGCCCUGCCCCAGCAACACUCCUCUCUGCUGUCAAAAGCCACUAGAGAGGAAUCUAUGCAGCAUUCUAGCCCUCUCCCACUACUCUGCCAGCCAUCAAAAUGUAAGGUUCAGAUUGCACUCUGUGUGUCUUGAAAGAUGGCAGCAUUGGCAGUGGGUGGGGCUUCCUACACUACAUCCUCUGAAAAUGAUUUUUGUUGUAAAACCAAAUCCUAUGGAUCUGACUAGUAUCAUUAUUUUUAAAUUCUCACAGGUGCUGGUCAAGGCGAAAACUAAUUAUGCAAAGUAGAUUUUUCUUUUCAAUCAAAAUGGACAAUCAUGUUGCCUUUGACAAAAAUUGUGCAUGAAAAACCCUAGCCUGGAUAUUGAGAUCAUUCUGAACAACAGUAAAAUAGAACGAUCUAUUUCUAUUAAUCUUCUGGGGUGUUAAAAUGGUUUCUCUUCUUUUCAGAAACUGAACAGUGUUAGCAUUUAUAGAUGGCAUAAGGCAGCAGGACAAAAGCAGAACGAAUGAAUUGAGAACUGCAAUAUGCAGCAGAAGAUGAUUAUUGGUAUCUAUUGCUGCAUUUUUUUGUUACUUCCUUCUGCCUUUUGAAGCAUUUACUACCCCACCUGCCCAGGUUAGAAUGUCUGGAUUGAAAGAGGAGAGAAUGAGGCACUCCAGUCACCUGGAUGGAUGAGCAUAAUUUUGAAAGACACAGAUGCCAAGAACAUAGGACUUGGCCCUCAGUGUGUGGAAUCCAAAUCCCUGUACAUAUUUUUCAAUUGUUUGCUUAUCUUUAAAAUUAUUUUAGAUUGCCAACAUUUGCCAAGGAGGAUAGGUACAGCCCUGUAAAAAACGAGACAAGGUUGCAGCACAGAUGUUUUCUACAGGUGCAUUUCAAUCUUAAGUAUAAAACAAUUGUUUGUGUGUGCCUGCAAUGAUUGGGGGAAAGGCAGAAAUACUGCUAGUAGUAGUUUUUAAUAUGCUGUUGACAUUGAGAACUACAGCAAGAUCUAUAAUUUCAAUAGACCUCAAAUAGUCCUUUGAUAUAUGAAUCAAGUGAUAAUUAGUUGCAUGCUUUGUACAUUUUAUAUCACCUAGAUAUGAAUGCACAUUGGCUGUGUGUUCUCUAGGUUUUGCUGCACUUCUUAAAAUAAACAUUAAGAAUUUCCAUGUU
Podarcis raffonei (Aeolian wall lizard) is the source of this 2464-nucleotide messenger RNA. It is a transcript of the gene ERGIC1, whose product is annotated as endoplasmic reticulum-golgi intermediate compartment 1. NCBI's taxonomy places the organism in Eukaryota, Metazoa, Chordata, Lepidosauria, Squamata, Lacertidae. The record is from RefSeq and is a predicted model, not a curated record. The coding region runs from base 105 to 977 and encodes 290 amino acids. Gene Ontology annotation, biological process: endoplasmic reticulum to Golgi vesicle-mediated transport; retrograde vesicle-mediated transport, Golgi to endoplasmic reticulum. Gene Ontology annotation, cellular component: endoplasmic reticulum membrane; Golgi membrane; COPII-coated ER to Golgi transport vesicle. The transcript is spliced from 10 exons.